AUGGACAGCCUGGCAUCGGAAGCCGCUGGCCGGGAGCCCAGCGCUGAAUCUCAAUCUGCGGAGAAGCCACAAGAAGAGACCAAAUUCCAGAAGGCUAUUUUGGCUUGGAGAAGUAUCGAUCUUGCAAAUCUUGUCUCCAAGCUCGAUUCAACCGCGUCAGACGUUGUCGCGCAUCAACGAGAUUCUCUUGUGCAGCGGAAGGACCUGGCUCAGAAGACGAAGGAUUUUAGGAAACUUGACGAUGCCUCCAAGCUCACCGAGUACAAGGGGCUGUUGAAAUGUAACGACCAUUCAGCCCUGCCCUCCAUUUGGCACCAGUUGUCCCUGACUCGUAUUUUAGCUUACCAGGCAUUCAUCGAUCUAUUGACCACCCACGGGAAAGCGUCGUCUUCCGCAUUUCUACAACUCUACUCGGCUUUGUCGGAAGCCCCAGAUCCGUAUCCUUUACUUGAGGCUUCAAUUGACUCCCUCGUAUUAUCAGAGGACACUGUUCCGAAACUAACGUCAGAAAAGGAGGCGCUCCAGAAAAAUGCCACCCGGAUUACUUCCUUGUUGGAUGAAUCGGAGAAGAAAUUAGAAGAAGAAAGGGCGCUUCGUCGAAAACUGGAAGAAGAACGGGACAAGAAGAUCCAGGAGGUCGAAACAUCAUGGACCGCCGUACUUGCGGAAAAGACGAGCAAUUGGGAGGCCAAGGAGAAGAACUACGAGGAAAAGGCAGAAAGCCAGGAGCGCUUGCUGAAGGAGAUCAAAGCUAGUUUUGAGGUUUCCCAACGGCUGGAUCGUCAAGAGGGUGGAGACGCUCAACGAAGCGCAGCAACUGCUGCCGAACUAGAUAUCGUUGCAGCAGAUUUAGAGAAGACAAGCCUCAGGCUGGCAGAGGUUGAAGCUCGAAACGAGCAAUUAAGACUGGAUCUUGCGCAGGCUGUUUCUCACCCUAAAGGGGACCAUCGGCCGGUGGAGGAAGAUCCAGCAUACCUCCGCUUACAAUCUGAAAACGCAUCGCUGCUGCGGAAACUGGAGUCUGCUCGGUUAGACAGAGAUUCAGAAAAGAAUAGCUUGGAGGGAAAGUUGCGCCAGGCUGAAAGACUGCAUGCGAGGGUCUCGACGGAGCGAGACAAUUUGCGCAGUAAGCUAGACAAAGUCGCUGACUACGAAGAUAUCCGCCGGGAGCUAGAAAUCAUCAAGUCUAUUGAAUUCUCGACUGGCAAUGAUGACGACGGCGAUGUAAAUGACGGUGUCACUGAAGAAGCACCAAGUAACGCGGCUUCAAAUGGAAACAAUUUGGAGCAGCUCCUUCUUGGUAGAAAUAAAAAGUUGUCUAACGAGCUUAUCCUACUCAGGGUGUCACACCGCGAUCUCGAAACUCAGCUGGAAUCGCUAAGAGAUGAGCUUUCAAAAACCAACGCAGAUUUGGAGCGGUCGCGCAAGUUGGCAACCAGCCUUGAAAACGAUCUUCUCAAUAUACAAAAGGAGACAACACAAUCCUCAGCAAUGUCUGUUGCUGGGACGUACGCUUCGCGCUAUCCGUAUUCAAUGAGAAGAGGAAGGACGUCUCCCACUUCCUCUAUUAUAUCUGGGUUUGACCAUGGCAUGACCCACGCGAACGCUAUGGAAGCCAUUCGCGCCGGGGAGCCUGUUGGAGGCGGAUCCGGAAUCUUGCCAAUGGUGCAAGCACAGCGUGAUCGAUUCAAACAAAAGAACGCUGAAUUGGAAGAGGAACUUUCCAAGACAUAUGCCAACGUGAAGGAAUUGCGUCAAGAAAUCGCCUCCUUGCAAAAGGAUAACCUCGGCCUAUAUGAAAAAACACGCUAUAUUUCCACAUACAACAGAGGUGGCCAUACUAUUUCUUCGUCUUCUGCAACUGCGUUUGCUAACCAACCGAAUUCAACCUCCAUUCAAAUAGCGCCCGAUACACCGUCCGGUCUAUCCCUCGACAAAUAUCAUUCCGCCUAUGAAGCGCAGAUCUCACCCUUCGCGGCAUUUCGAGGGCGCGAGUCAACUCGUGCAUAUAAGCGCAUGAGUCUACCUGAACGAAUAAUCUUCUCAAUCACACGAAUGGUCCUUGCAAAUAGAACGAGCAGAAACAUAUUUGCAGCGUAUUGUCUUGCAUUGCAUAUCUUGAUUUUCGUCAUGCUGUACAUGAUGAGCACAUUAGAAGCCGGGAAACAUGGCGCAGCUUUGGGAUCUAUGGGGGCAGCUGUCCCCCAUGACGCUGACGCCGGGCCUGCGGGUUGGCAGCAGGAGGGGCUUCAUGUGGAUUAG
Molecule: messenger RNA, 2262 nt
Organism: Uncinocarpus reesii 1704
Lineage: Eukaryota; Fungi; Ascomycota; Eurotiomycetes; Onygenales; Onygenaceae
Exons: 3
Coding region: 1-2262 (753 amino acids)
Biological process (GO): intra-Golgi vesicle-mediated transport
Cellular component (GO): Golgi membrane
Source: RefSeq, a predicted model, not a curated record